GUGAGAUAUAACUCACUACUAUUUCUCUUGCAAAUAAUCAAUAAGUUCUUAACAAACCAUGAUGAGGGUUCUAAAGGUUGUUUUAGCAUUGUUUCUUCUUCUUUCUAUAGUUCAUGUUCAGCCAAACCAAGCAAGUAGGGUUAUGAAUAUGAAGAAGCAAUUAGGGCAGAUGCAAACCCUAGACAAGGGUCCUACCCCGCCCUCGGGGCCGUCGACCUGCACAUCCAUCCCCGGCAGCGGCGGCAAAAAUUGCCCGCCGGUGAAUGAAAUGAAUGUUGCUGGCAACGUUAUUCGUCCUCCCCGUAGCGGCUUCGCCUUCAAUUAGGUGUUUCAUUAAAUCAACAAUGAAAUAUUCUUUUAAUGAAGCAAGGAAAGUACCAUGAUGAUUAUUAUUCUUGGUUACAUAAGCUUUGUAACUAGAAAUUAUUAUUGUUUUAUUUGUUAUUUUUUCAUUUGUUUUUGUUGUUGUUGUGAUUGACGAUGAUAGUUUCAUAAUUUAUUUUAUUAUAUUCUUAAUGACUUAAUGUUGGAUAUAUAUAUUUAUAUAUAUCGACAAGAAAAAUAAAAGGCAAGCGUAUACAUAUUGUAUGGUUUAUGUAGCUACUCUAGUUCUGUACUAUUAAACUUUACAACGGAAUAAUACACCAUUAUUUCUUA
Molecule: messenger RNA, 657 nt
Organism: Arachis ipaensis
Lineage: Eukaryota; Viridiplantae; Streptophyta; Magnoliopsida; Fabales; Fabaceae
Source: RefSeq, a predicted model, not a curated record